UAGACAAACCUGUCAAGAAAUAUCAGAGCAAAAUAAGCAUGAUAUGACUGAUACAGAACGUGAUACAAUUGACUCAAAACACCAUCAAGAAACACCAGAGCAAGAUGAACAUGAUAUGACUAGCUCUUUCUAG
This is a messenger RNA of Funneliformis caledonium, 133 nucleotides long. The record is from the annotation of a GenBank genome assembly. Lineage: Eukaryota; Fungi; Glomeromycota; Glomeromycetes; Glomerales; Glomeraceae.